This is a messenger RNA of Pelodiscus sinensis (Chinese soft-shelled turtle), 876 nucleotides long. Lineage: Eukaryota; Metazoa; Chordata; Testudines; Trionychidae. The record is from RefSeq and is a predicted model, not a curated record.
AUGUGCAGCCGCACAGCCCCAGCGGCUGGCGGGGGGCAGAAGUGCCCCGUGGCCCCCUGCCCUGACUGGCCUUUGUGUGUCAGCUGGCGGGAGAGCAGCCCUGGGCACUGGACCGGCGUCCUGGCAGGCCGGGGGUGCUGCUACACAGUCUACGAGGAGGAGGAGGAGGAGGAGGAGGGGGGCAGCUGCAAGACGCCCCCGCAGAGCGAGCUACAGCCUGGGGGAAGCAAGGCACCAGGGAGUCUGUACUCGGAGGCCCCUGGCUUGGAGCCUGUGGGGGGUGCAGACAGCUGUGAAGCCCAGCAGAUCCUCCGUGACUACUUCCAGCUGGAUGUAGACCUGGCCGCGCUGUACCAGGCCUGGGGCACGGUGGACCCACACUUCCGGCAAGUGGCUGCCAAUUUCCCAGGCAUCCGUGUACUGCGCCAAGACCCCGUUGAGUGUCUCUUCUCCUUCCUCUGCACCUCCAACAACCACCUGGCACGCAUCACAGGCAUGAUCGAGCGCCUCUGCCAGGCCUUCGGGCGCCGCCUCUGCCAGCUGGGCACGCAGCCGCACCACGCCUUCCCCUCGCUGCAGGCCCUAGCCGGGGCUGACACCGAGGGCCGGCUCCGGGCCCUGGGCUUUGGCUACCGAGCGAGGUUUGUGAGUCAGAUCGCCCAGGCCGUCCUGGAGCAGUUUGGCGCUCAGGGGCUGCACCAGCUGCGCAGCGUCCCCUACCCAGAGGCCAGGAGGCUGCUAUGCACCCUGCCCGGCGUGGGGGCCAAGGUGAGUGCAGGCCCUGCCUGGCCCCGCCCAGGGCUGUGCCGUGUGUUGGGCCCCUACCUGGGAGGGGAGACAGGGUGGGGUGCAGUGAGUCAGUCUCAGCUGGGCUAA